GAAUAAAUCUGGCAACUGCUCCAUCCAAUGAGAGGUCUCGUGAACAGUACCCUCCGCCCUCCACGGCCAGGCCUAAACUUUUCUGCUACAUGGAAGGCUAGUUCCGGGAAAGGAAAAAUGGCCUGGUCCUGGUAGCAGUACGCGUAAUGUUAGGUCAGGCCCGUGACUUCAUAUGGCACGUUUCUUUUGUGUGGAAUUAAUCGACCAGUGUCCCUUUGAUACUUGGACUACUUGACGUAGGCUGUGGCUUUUUCGACGCCUUUUCAGUCAAGUUGAAAGAAAACUUUUCAAGUCAUCUCUCAUCGUCCCAAAUCCUCUGCCAAAGGAUCGAUGAAAUACGGACAGUGGAUGCAGUAAUCGGGAUAUCCUGUCUCCGUAUGUGAACCCCCGGCGACCAGCGCGUCACUUGACAGUUCCGUGGUACCAGCUAUGGCGCGAUGUCCCGUACAUGGAGCGCUUCUGCUGGUUCUCUGCAUCUCGGGUCUUGUGAGCUAUGUGGCUGGAGGCCCGUGUUCCAGUUUCUUCAAAGCUUUCACCAUUGACAAUGAUGACACUGAAUCAGAGAUCACCAGCUCUGGAAUAUGUUUAGAAGAGUACAUAACUUCAGACUGCAAAAGUUUUGUCAAAAGCUUCAACCGUUCUUUUCUGCCUUCAAGUUUUGAAGAUGGGAGUUCGGUACAGAGGCCUGCCAGUAUAAAACUUAACCCCCUGCAAAAUGAAUAUGAUAGUCAAAGUGGCAAGAUGUUGCUGCCAGGGGUCGAUAUUGUGUGGGACUCUCCCAUUUCAGACAGUGCCAAGGAGAACUUGAAAGGCUUUGUCCUUACCUAUUGGACAUUGGAAGGAGAGAAGGGAAGUGGUUGUAGAUUGUUUCAACUUGAUCCAGAUAAAAUGUCUUUUGGAAAAACGUGGCCCAAGCUGAGGUUCUCCUACGAGCUUCAGUACGUGUAUUCUAACACGACCCUGACUACCACUGUGUACAGCAUUCCCACACCGAAACCGGGGGAUCACUUAAAUACACAGACGUUUCAGCGGACUGAAAUGAGGAGCAGCCAGUCUCUUCCUUUGAAUGACAAGCCUGGUUAUUGGGUACCUAGUGUAUCCUUGCAGGCUGGAGGAAAUGGUAAACUGGAUGUGGGUCUGAGCCUCUCCCCAGCACUCUACAAUUUCACUGAGUUUGAUCUGAAGUUACUCAAGAGGUCCGUUAGUGAAGUGAAUUAUUUCAAGAAGGUUGUCUUCAGGACUCAGGUGGCAUCUGCGAAUAAAAGCUCUGACCACUUUGUCUUUGAAGAUCUGGAGGCCGAUAUGUACAAAUUAGUGGUGCAGCCUAAAGAACUAUUUCCAGAUGAAAGCAGACAGUGCUUGUGUUGGGACGAAGAGAAUGAUGUGACUGGGGAGAGACACUGUAGGUUGAACUGUGACUCCAUCAUGACCGGCUGGGUCAACCUCACAGAUGGAUACACAGGACCAACCAGCAGUUCCUCGAGCCCAACCACCACUUUCCCCAGCACUUCCUCUAGCAAACCAGCCUCGUCUGAUAUGUCUGUUGGCAGUAUGAAAACGGACUCAACAUUUAUAAUUGUAACUGUGCUUGUGACUGUUGCGGUUUUUGUCCUCGUGUUGCUGGCAGUGUGUUGGUACAAGCGCAGAUGUCAAUUCCGUACUUGCAUGAAGGAUCUGCUGUCUGGAAAGGAGAAAGAGAAGGCUCUGCAGUCCCUGAGGGAAAAAGGCCCUUUUGCUGGUCCUCCUAGUCCAGAGAUUGUUAUGUCAACAGAUCAGAAAAGCGUCAUGCCUCUGAGUGUGAAGACUAUUUACGUGCUGUAUAGUGAAGACCAUGAAGAUCACAUCAGCCUAGUGGACUCUUUGGCCAAUUUUCUGCAAGUUCAUUGCAGCUGUCGUGUCAUCUACCGGCGCUGGUGCGACCUCGGGCCGGAGCAGGGUGGGCUGGCUUGGGUGGUCUCCAACAUCAACAGUUCGGACCUGGUGCUUUUUGUGGCUUCCCAGGGAGCAGAGAAGUUUUUGGACGCACAGCUGAGCAAGAAGGUGUACCGCCAGCGUCGUUUGGGACCUGAGGGAGACCUGUUUCUCCUGGGCGUACAGAGAUUGUUGAGUGAUGGGAAUGGCUCGUGUAAUCAGUGGGACAACGUGGUGCCCGUUCAUUUUGGCGAAACCAGAUGGUGCCGCCAACAGAUGCUGUUCCCACUCAUGUACCAGCUGCCCUCACACCUCCCGGACAUGGUGCAGAAGAUACAUAAGCUAAGCCCCAGUGCUGCCAAGGCUCACAGUGUGAACUUGCCACUGUCUGUAGAGACCUUACACGAACUACCUGAUGGGUUAAGACUUCAGGCUGCCAUCUCCUCAGCACAACAGUACGAAGCAAAUAACCCAAAUUGGUUUGAAGAGAACUUUGGUAGCGCCACACCCAUCUUGGCAACCACAGCCUGUAUUUCUCACACUGAUUCAGACUACGGCUCUCUAGGCCCAAUGCAGUCUGUGUCCUCCCAGGAUGUAAAUACGAGCGACUACAUGGGCAGUCCAGCAUCUGUGUUCGACUAUCCGCCAGAUUUCGGUUUGUACCGCCAUCCAUCAACACGUUCGAAUCCUGACAUGUACUCAAAUGCACUUCACGAGUACGGCGUACAGAGGCCUCGAGGGGGUGGCUCUCAGCGCAUGCCACGUCAGCAGAAGGAGUAUGUGCCCAGUGUGUUUACGCUCCACAGCGAUGUGAAUGAUAUGGAUAAGGUGCAGCAGACAGGGGACGCUGCUGGCCCAAUCCGGCCUCCAGAGACCGUCUCUGACGUUGGCACAGACGUUAUGAGCAAUGCUCUACGUAAUGUCAAUGCCAGACACGAGUGGGCGGCCAUUCCACCAUCUGUCUCGAGGACCACAUCACCGGCCAGUAGAGAGCAGUGGCGUGAUGAUGAAAUGAGCCGUCCAUGGCAUCCACCUCAAGGCAUUCGACCCCCCUUCGAACUGAGCAGCAUAAAGCCCCCACAGCCGUGCUCUGACAUGAGUAGUGACUGUAUGAGUUUAGCAUUUCAGCGAGUCAAUGCCUCAUCUGACGCCAUUUUCCUGGAUCAAGCGCCACGUCCACCCCUGGAGGAGGUGAUAGAGGAAGACAGUUUUCAUGGAAAGGAACAGGAAUUUGAUGCUAUUAGCGUUUAACUUUUUCCUUGAUAAGCCAGCAUUUUCUGUUUCAUCACUUUGACCAUGGAAUGGUAACAAAGAAGGAUGAAGGACAAGAAUGCGUGUGUAACCAAGGCUGCAGGAUGCUAAAAGUCAUUCCCAGCCACAUUUGUUGGGUUUUACAGCCAUUUUAUGAUGUCAUACAUAACUCAUCUUAUACCAUGUUUACAUUUUUUAGCUGACCUGUUGCACAAUAUGACUCUUUGCCAGAACUUUUUCUAAAGGCCUAACAUCUUUACUGUAUAAAGUUCAUUUUAAAACAUGUUGAGUUCUUGGCCAAACUGUUAAGCAGUAAGACUUUUGUCAGAAGCUGAUGAUUUUUUAAACAUUUGAGUGCAGUGCAGACAAACUCUUCCGCUGCUAAUGAUUUUUGCUUGGCCAUGCCAAACAACACACAUGGCUGUGAUCAGCCUGAAAAAGAUAUUUCUGCAUUAAAUUCAAUGUGUGUUUGGGCAUUUUUGUGCAAAACUGGAGGGAUUCACUUGUUGCAGAUUUCAUCUCAGCACUCAGGUGGUUAAAAGUCCAAGUUCCUGGAUGUGGCCAAAAAAAUGCCAAAAAUGGUACCCAUGCAGUGAAGGCUUCGAGUCUUGUCUAAGAGAACCUCAAACAUUUCACUUAACGUGGCCCACCUGUUUUCCACCUGUGUGUGAGAAUGAAGAUAUCUGGGCCAUCCCAUGUUAGAUGUAUCUUUAAUUCUCUUGUGGUAAUGGAGAUAAAAAGUGGGGAUCAUCAUUAUGCAAUCUUGUCAUUAUGCAAUUAUUUUAGGCGGUAUGAUAUUACUUUUUUCAUUAACACUUUACUUUUUGCUUUAUGUUCCUACAAACGUAAGAAUGUGUAGUGUAAUUAAGAAGCAGUGUUGAUUCGGAAUUGGUAACAGGGUUUUUCACUGUGCAGCUGAAUGAGAAGGAAGUAAAGAAUGCGAAAAAGGUACGUCUGAAUUUAUGAGAGAGAUUCAUUUUGCUGCCUAGAAGUACAACAGGCAUAAUUCGUCAUUUCUUUUGUGUGCAUUACAAAAACGUAUUCAGAAAAUAAUUUUAUUGUCUGUUUUCCCCUGACAAAUGUGGUACAUGUAUACAAUCUGCUUGUCCAAGAGACAGUUGCACAAGUGUUUGUACUGGCAUUGACAACCUGGUGAUUAGAAAUGGCAUUCUAUCUUCAUGAAUUACUGUUUAUGAUAGAUUGCUCCGUUCACAUGCUAAAAUGUGUGGGAAAGUUCAAAGAGCAGGGUAUAAAAAAAUCUUUAGUCUCCUCAAAAGAGAAUUUUAUUUUUUAUUUUUUUUAUUGAAUCAAAAAAAUGCAGUGUAAACUGCCAUCUCUAUGCGUGCCAUUGAUAACAUCUGAGGAUAUAGACGGUCUGUUGCAAGGUCCUUGGAACUGUUGAUUUGUUGAUGAACACUGUGUUGAAUUUAUGUGCUGUGCUGUUAUAGAAUUUUUUUAUGCUGUUACCUUAACAAUUUUAUGUGUUAUUUCGAGUUCUUAUUAAUAUGAAAUUUUUGUUUCUUAAAAUUUUGCAAAUUGAAAACUUGCACUGCGUUCCAUUUAAAAAGCACUGAUAGAGCCAGAAAUGCCUGCUUGCAUUGUUGAAAAAUUUUAAAAAAAA
Messenger RNA from Aplysia californica (California sea hare), 4783 nucleotides. RefSeq lists its product as uncharacterized. The transcript is spliced from 15 exons. The coding region runs from base 430 to 3162 and encodes 910 amino acids. Gene Ontology annotation, molecular function: interleukin-17 receptor activity. The record is from RefSeq and is a predicted model, not a curated record. NCBI's taxonomy places the organism in Eukaryota, Metazoa, Mollusca, Gastropoda, Aplysiida, Aplysiidae.